AGAAGAAGAAGAAGAAGAAGAGGAAGAGGAAGAAGAAGAAGCAAAAGCCAAGCAAGCGGCAACAGGAGGCAGCUCGCCAGCUCGCCAGGCCGGAGGAACCGCGGCGUGUGUACGCGAGCGGCGUUUGGAUGUUACAGGCCAGCAGCUUGCCAGCCGGUUGACAUGCGCAGGAAGUCCUGACAUGGACACAGAGAUGAUUCCCAAGUUUUCCACAAAGGAUGAAGAAGUAGACUACUGGAAGUCCCAAGCCCUGAAGUAUAAGAAAAGCUGCCACGAUGCCCGGGAGGAGCUGCAGGAGUUUCAGGAGGGCAGCCAAGAGCUGGAGGCAGAGCUGGAGGCGCAGCUCGGCCAGGCCGAACAGCGCCUGCGCGACCUGCAGAGCGAGAAUGAGCGGCUGAAGAACGAGGUGGACAACCUCAAGGAAAAGCUGGAGAAGCAGUACGCUCAGAGCUACGAGCAGAUCUGCGUGCUGGAGGACGACCUGGGCCGGACGCGGAGCAUCAAGGAGCAGCUCCACAAAUCCGUGCGCAAGCUCGAGCAGGCCAACGACGACCUGGAGAGAGCCAAGAGGGCGACCAUCGUGUCCCUGGAGGACUUCGAGGGCCGCUUAAACCAGGCCAUCGAGAGAAACGCCUUCCUGGAGAGCGAGCUGGACGAGAAGGAGUCGCUGCUGGUGUCCGUGCAGCGUCUCAAAGACGAGGCACGAGACCUCCGACAGGAACUGGCGGUGCGGGAGAGGACGACGGACAGGAUGUCGGCGCCCGGCUCCCCGACGUCUGACGCGGACAACGCCGACUCGGCCGUGCCGGCGUCUGCGUCGCUGCCUGCGACGCCGGUGGGACAGAGCGCGACAGAACAUCUCUUUGUCGGCCCGAAAGCGUCGACCAACGGCUGCGGCGGCUCGUCCCUCACGCCUUCGGCCAGAAUGUCGGCUCUCAACAUCGUCGGCGAUCUGCUCAGGAAAGUCGGGGCUUUGGAGUCCAAACUGGCCGCCUGCAGGAGCUUUGCCAAAGACCCGGCGGUGAGAAAAAGCCUCCCCGCGGACAACGGCGCCCUCGUCAACGGCAACGCCACCAAGUUCUCUCACACCCUGCACACCACCUACUUCGACAAAAGCAGCGCCGUAAACGGACUGGAUCCUGGCACGCUGACCUCCAGGACCGUGUCCCCGCCGGGCCUGCUGCCGCUCAGCGUGUGACGACGAGGACAAUCGGAGGGCACGAGACGGUUACGCGUGAGUGUGCGUUUGCACUAGAGACUUGCUGACUACAGGACCUGUCUCAAUUUUUUGUGUUUAUUUUUGGGGGGGGGGGGGGGAUUCCAUCACGUGCGCGUAACAUUGCGCUUUAUCUGAAUGCCAAUGUGUGGACCCGUUUUUUUGUUUUUGCGGCGGCGCACCGUCUCCCCUAACGACAAAAGGUCCCGUGGGACCUCGCUACUUCUCCUGUGAUUUGCACAUUUGGACGACUUCCUCCCCAGUUCAGAAUGUAUUCUAUUUCAUGAAAAGGGACGUGUUCUUAUUAACUUAUGUCACCGUAAGCGUUACAGCAAUGCAGUAUUCUCUCACAUGUGGAGGUGUUUUUUUGUUGUUGUUAUUUUUUUUGGGGGGGGGGGGGGUUGUCCCCGUCCUCCCCACGUCCACAGUUAUGACUGAAGUGAAUGUUGAUCGUUCCAAACUUCGUAGCCAAAGUGCACGUGUGUGGAGUGCGUCUUUUUAUAAAUGUUGUUUUUGUGUGUGAAUGAAAAAGAAAGACGAGAAAGAAGUAAUGUAUGAAUUUACUUUGCAAAUUGCCCUUAAGUGUGAAUGUAGUUUUUUUUUUUUUUUUUUUUAAUUUAUGUGUUUUUUUUUAUUUUUUGGGGGUACAAGCACUACAGAAAAUGGUUGCGGAUGUGUGAAACAAAUGUUAAGCAGGUUCGACUCUGCAAAACUAGUCCUGGCUUGGCGAUUAGUCGUUAUUAUUUCAAGCCACAAAAUGUCCGCCUGUUACCGACGCGCGCUCCGCCAAGCGUGCGUACGUAGCUCGCCAAGAUGGCCGUUUGGCCACCUUUAUACAUGAGAUCCACCUGAAGGUCCUUUUUAUUUAUUAUUGUUGCCCAGUUUGUACGGCGUGUUUCAACGGUGCGUGGCGGUUCCAUCCUCUGCGGGCUUGAUCUUAACUUCGUUUGAAUAAAUAAAGAUUGACAUGAGCCACGG
This is a messenger RNA of Phycodurus eques (leafy seadragon), 2194 nucleotides long. RefSeq names its product nudE neurodevelopment protein 1-like 1b (gene ndel1b). Gene Ontology annotation, cellular component: centrosome; kinetochore; kinesin complex. The record is from RefSeq and is a predicted model, not a curated record. Gene Ontology annotation, molecular function: microtubule binding. The transcript is spliced from 9 exons. NCBI's taxonomy places the organism in Eukaryota, Metazoa, Chordata, Actinopteri, Syngnathiformes, Syngnathidae. The coding region runs from base 182 to 1198 and encodes 338 amino acids. Gene Ontology annotation, biological process: centrosome localization; cell migration; vesicle transport along microtubule.